AUGUCAAAUUAUGUGGAUAAGAAAUGGAUGAAGUGUCCCCGUAAGUCGAUAGAUUACAGACAAGGUGUGAAGUCAUUCAUAGAGUUUGCCAGGAUUAAUGGUGGUGGGUGUACUUUGUUUUCAUGCCCUUGUCGUCGUUGUAUGAAUACUAAAGGUUUAAUUACCCUGAGUGAGAUAUCAUUUCAUCUGCUGAAAUAUGGUAUGCAAGAGAUGCACACAACAUGGCGCUUUCAUGGGGAAAGUUUAGAAGUAGCACGUGACACUACAACUGAAUAUGUAGCUGAUAAUGAUGUCACAACAGUUUUGAAUGAGAGUAUUACGGCAGAUGUGGAUGAAAAUGUUAGGUCAGGGAUGGAUGAGAAUGGGGAAGAAGGUGUUGAUAAGAAUGCAGAAGCAGGUGUUGAUGUGAAUGUUGGAACCAGCAGGUGUUAUCAGAAAAAGAAAGCGGCUGAGCAGGCAAGAGAACCAUUAUAUCCUUCACGUCCUAAAGGAAAGUUAGCAAUGUACGCUACGACUAUGAUGAACAACAUAAAGACUCAGUUUGGAAUUUCAGACAAAGGUGUUACAUCAAUGUUAGAGUUGAUGAAAGAGUUACUUCCCGAAGGUAACACCCUUCCAUCCAAGUUUCCAGAUAUCAAGAAGAUUAUUAAAGAGCUGGGGAUGGACUAUGUCACUUAUGAUGCUUGUAUAAAUGACUGUGUACUUUAUUGGAAGGAUAAUAGUUCAUUGGUGAAAUGUCCGAAGACUUUAAGGCAUUUUCCAAUAAUUGCAAGGCUGAAAAGACUUUACAGUAUAUCAUGGAUAGCAGAGGCGAUGCUUUGGAAUUCUAGAGCACAGAAAGAUGUCAAUAUAAUGCGUCAUCCGGUUGAUUCUACAGCUACGCGGCCCAAGAGCACCAGUAAAGACAUUGAUGUGUACUUACAACCAUUGAUAGAUGAGUUGAAAGAGUUAUGGUAUGAUGGUGUUAUGACAUUCGACAGUUUCACAAAGUCUGAAUUUCUGUUGAAGGCAAGGUUGUUAUGGGUCAUUCAUGAUUUUACGGCAUUAGGAACUCUGUCCGGAUGUGUGACUCAUGGAUAUUAUGUGUGUCCUACCUGUGAUGAAGAAACAGUUUCUGAGUGGCUGCCGUAUAGUAAGAAAAUAUGUUAUAUGAGACAUCGAAGAUGGCUGCCAUCCAAACACAAGUACAGAGAUUACAAGACAAACUUCGGUGGAGGGGGUAAGGGUAAACCACCAGCAAAGAAACGUAAAAGAGGAUCAGAAGGUGAUAGUUUGCAACAGGGAGCCGAUGAAGAUGUUUCUGACCACUCACUCUUUUCUCGAAGUUCCAUUCUUCAUGAUUUGCCGAAUUGGGGAUCAAACAUAGUCCGUCAUUGUACAUAUGUUAUGCAUACAAAGAAGAAUAUAACUGAGCAUAUCAUUAACACUGUCAUGGGUAACAGUAAGUCAAAAGAUGGUGUAAAUGCACAGAAAGAUAUGGAAGCUAUGGGUAUUAAGAAGGAUUAUGGUUGA
This is a messenger RNA of Papaver somniferum (opium poppy), 1512 nucleotides long. RefSeq lists its product as uncharacterized. Lineage: Eukaryota; Viridiplantae; Streptophyta; Magnoliopsida; Ranunculales; Papaveraceae. The record is from RefSeq and is a predicted model, not a curated record. The transcript has 4 exons. The coding region runs from base 1 to 1512 and encodes 503 amino acids.